This is a messenger RNA of Larimichthys crocea (large yellow croaker), 1712 nucleotides long. Its product is annotated as high affinity choline transporter 1. NCBI's taxonomy places the organism in Eukaryota, Metazoa, Chordata, Actinopteri, Sciaenidae. The coding region runs from base 658 to 1692 and encodes 344 amino acids. Gene Ontology annotation, biological process: choline transport; acetylcholine biosynthetic process; transmembrane transport. The transcript has 7 exons. The record is from RefSeq and is a predicted model, not a curated record. Gene Ontology annotation, molecular function: choline:sodium symporter activity. Gene Ontology annotation, cellular component: plasma membrane.
UUUGAUAAAAUCCUUAAGUGACUGGAGUCACAAAAACUGUCUCAUACUGAACACCUCAAAGACAAAGCAAAUGUUCAUGGAUUUCCAUAGGUCCAAGCCCCCUCUUCAGCCUGUGAACACUUGUGGAGUGGACAUCGAGGUGGUGACGACCUAUAAAUAUCUAGGUGUACACCUUGAUAACAAGCUGGACUGGUCCCUUAACACAGAUGCACUCUACAAAAAGGGGCAGAGCCGCCUCUUUUUUCUAAGGAAGCUCAGAUCUCUAAACAUCUGUAGUAAGAUGCUGCAGAUGUCUAUUGUGGCAAGUGUUUUAUUUUAUGCUGCAGUCUGCUGGGGAGGAAGUUUUGAAAAAAAGCAAGCAAGGAGGCUGGAUAAGUUUGUUAAGAACACACAUUACAUUUAAAAAUCAACCAAAUUGUUAUUAUGCUGUAUAUUCAAGGAAAUGUUAUGAAACACUAAUGAGGACUAAUUUUUGCUUGGCUUUUAGUUAAAGUGGAAUAUGAAGUGUAUUGUCAUCAGCAUAUAGUGUACAAAAUAAUGACACAUUUAUAGGAUAAAGUAACAGGACCCAGGAUGAAUCUUUGAGAAACCCCAAAUGAGCUGUUGAGAAGGACAUUAGUUCAAAGACAUGUCCAAUACAGACAACAUUGAGUCUGUAUGGUAUUUACGUUUCUUCAGUUUGAACAGUUUUGUCUUUUCUCUCUUUUUCAUCCAUUUAAAGGUGGACUCUUCUUUGCAAAGCCAAUGCGGGACAAAAACUACACAACUAUGAUGGAUCCAUUUCAGAGGAAGUAUGGGAAAACACUGACUGGCCUUCUCGCUGUUGCUGCAUUCAUCGCUGAAGUCAUGUGGAUUCCUGGCACACUGAUUUCUUUGGGUCUAAUAAUGAUGGCAGUCUUUUACCUGCUUGUGUUGGGAAUCGGCAUCUGGGCAUCUGUGAGGUCAAAGAAAUUGAGGGAAAACGCACAAAAUGGACAGGUAGAGUUUUCUUUUUUGGCCAACCGCAGUGUCAACUUGAUAGUGGGAGUCUUCACAAUGACAGCUACUUGGGUUGGAGGUGGCUUCACCAUGGGUUUUACAGAGACAGUUUAUGAUCCCACCAAAGGUCUAAUCUGGGCUCUUUUUCCUCUCCAACUGUCAAUUUCUUUUAUCAUUGGUGGACUCUUCUUUGCAAAGCCAAUGCGGGACAAAAACUACACAACUAUGAUGGAUCCAUUUCAGAGGAAGUAUGGGAAAACACUGACUGGCCUUCUCGCUGUUGCUGCAUUUAUUAGUGAAGUCGUGUAUAUUCCUGUCACACUGAUUUCUCUGGGAGUCACCGUUAGAAUAUUUUCCGAUCUGCCCUUAAGUCUUUGCAUCUGGAUCUCUGCUGCUGUGGCGAUCAUCUACACUGUGCUUGGAGGUCUCUAUUCAGUUGCUUACACUGAUGUUGUGCAGCUAUUAUUGGUGUUUUGUGGCUUGUGGCUCUGUGCUCCCUUCGUUCUGGCAAGUGAUGUUUAUACUGACAUCACUCAAACAGCAGUCAACCACACAUAUCAGGCUCCCUGGCUUGGCCACAUUGAGUCUCAUGAAGCUUGGACGUGGGUUGAUAAUUUCCUCGUAUUGACUCUUGGAAAUUUGGCGUUUCAAGACUUUCAUCAAGGACUCUCUCCUCCAGCUCCACAUCUACAGCCCAGACUAAUCGUUUCAUAGCAGCAGGUGUGGUCAUUGUU